CGUGAUAUGAAUUUUUACCGUAUUUAUUGAUUUGACAAUCAUUCAUUAACAAGGAUUUUAUGGUAUCUCAUCAAGGACAGCCCGGAUAAUUUUACAGAUCUUCUAGCGAAUUGCCCUUUUGAGCUUGUGGCAUAGCGCAAGAAGGUAGCAAGGAAAUUGCGGAAAUGCACAAGACACACAAUGAAUUGAGGACAUGAGCAGCAGUCAAUCGAGAACGGAGGAAUUGCCCGAGAGUCAGGGAGAACGAGAGUGGGAGGCUGAUGCAGAUGCCUUUGUUCAGCCAAGCGAUAUUCAUGCAGCCCCACCACCCUUUGUUGGGGUGGCAAUUAAGCGCACCCUGAAGCUUCCCACGGAUGACACGGUCCCCCCACCACGACCACCACCUCCCGCGGAUCCAUUUGAGGACAUCCCAUUGCCAGGCUUUGUCAUCUUUGGCGAUGACACGAAGACAAGUAACUUUUUCUGGGGCAAUCGGGGUACAAGGAAAAGUUUCCUCGUUGAAUUUACAUCGGAAGAGGAGUUUCAGGACUUUCUGGCCACUGCCAAGACACCCUCGGAGGAGCCUUCGCUGGUAAUGGGGACUGAUGAGGAGGAGGUGGAGGUGGCUAAGGAUAUUGAAACAGAGGAAAAGAAAUGUGAGAGUGAAGUGAUUAAUGAAUUAGGGGAUGAAUUGAAGAGUCCCACAUCAACGAGCUCGUACUUGGGUACACUCACGGAGGAGGAUGUGAGUGAAGGGGCGGUGGCGGAGGAUGUCAAUGGAGUUGAUGAGGAGGAUGAGGUAGACAUUGGUAGUGUGAAUGAGUUGUGGGAUUGUGCGAGGACGACAGAAAGUGGGCGAGAGUCAGACAAAGUCCCACAGGACACAUCCAUUGCGAUGGGCGAUGAAGCAAUAACUGAGACAUGGCUCCACUGCGCAGUUAGUGGAGCAUCUGAGGUGGCUCCAACUUCACAUGAUGACGAUGGUGACGGGAGCGCAUGUGCUGGGGAUGCUUCGUUGUUUGUUCGUGGUAGUCGUGGUGGCGAUUCAUCGAUCGAAAAGUGUGUAGUCGUUGCCGACGACGGCAUCCAGGACAUCAUUUUGGAGCAAGGUGAGUCUGGGGAGACACCAAUUGAGCCAUUUUUGCCAUCAAUUCCGAUUUCUUGUGACACCUUGAGCACCCAGCCAUCACCUAAGUCCAAUCCCAUAGUCCCUAACGUGCAGUGUUGUGUGCAAAAAGACACAGACAGUGCCACAUUUAGUGAUCAGUGCAUUCAAGUGCCAUCGCCACCCAGUCGCGAGGACAAUACCCAUCAUCACUGCUGUUCGUGUUCGGGGUCCCCGUGGCGGAGGCACCAAGUGAAAAUUCACUGUUGCCACCCGCAAGAAGAAUCCAAGGUACAGUCUAGUGCGAGUGAUAGUGGAAUAAAUGUGCAGGAACUAAACUGCACAGAUCAGGGCGGUGUGAAUGUUGAAGUGACUUUCAAAGCGCACAUAAGUGUUGAACUGUCUGAAGAGUCCUCGAGGCAAACACCAUUGAUUGGUGUUGAGGAGGACAAACAGGAAAUCAUUUGUUUGCCAGUCAAAAGUGAAAUUACUUCUGGUGACGUAAAUGGGAAUCAAGAGCAAAAUUUAUUGGGCAAGAGUGAAAAGUGUGAUUCACCUCGACCUGUGCAAAAGCUCCAAGUAUAUGGUACUCUAGGUUCACCAUCCUUUGCAGACAAUUUCGAAGCAAGUGUGAGGCUUAAGCGUUUGGAGGAGCGUCUCAAGCAAUUUUCCUACACGAAAAAACUCUUGCGAAACCCAACCCAAGAUUCACCACCAGCUGACGGGGAUUUUGCAUCAAUCCUUAGGACAUUGGGUGGCGAGAGUGAGGUGAAUUUUGAUGAUUCUUGUUUACAUCCCACCGAGGAAUCAACCGUAGAAUCGCCUGCAACUCGCGAAAGUUCGGACCCCAUCGAUCCAGUGGGUGAAGAACGGAAGGAACAUCAGAUUGAAUCAUGCCAGAGUCAAAGUUCACAUGAGAACACCACCAAUGGAGUUGGGGAAAAGGGCGUGAUAGAAGGGAGUCAAUUAGUGAAACUUCUCUCAUCAGUUAAGAAGAUCGUUGCAUCUGACAAAAGUGCCGUGAAAGAGGUCUGGAGUGAAUCUGGGAAAAUCAAUAGAGACACCACUGAGGUCAAAAAUCAGGUGUUAGUCCCACAGACAGAAUCUCGUGACGGUGCAGUGAACAAUGUGCUAUCAGGUGCUAGUGGUAAAGGUGAUGAUGUGCAGUGUAGUGUAAAAGCGGACGAAAAUAGUAAUUUUCUCAGAGAUCCACUACGAAAACAUCUUCUAAGUCCUGACUCCAGUUCCAUUGAUUCAGCUGAAGAAUUGUGCAAACUCUUUCCCGAAGAAUCAAGGUCACCACCUCCACCACCCAUCCAUCCCAAGCGCGUGCACUUCUACCCAACCUAUCGACCCUUUCGUAUAUCUACAUCACCACCACCUCCACCGCCCCCGCCUAAGACAUCAGCCUUUCGAAAUUGCGAAUUUGACGCCCACAAGUGGCCACAGUAUGCCUCAGAGGGUGUCACGUAUCCAGAUGCUGAUGUACUCCUCGAAUGCUACGAUGAGCUCGAGUGCGAUGUGAGUGAGGAUAGUGAUGACAAUACGUGUGAGUGCUCACUAGAAGCCGUACCCCUGUACCGUCAUCCACAUCAUCCAGAUUUGGUCAUAAUGCGCGAGAGUGCCGGACCACUGAGGGGUCUCCUCAAGAAACCCAAUCGACCACCCCAACAGCGCAAAAAUCGCGUGGUCUUCGAUGAGACACGCAAUGAAUUCUUCGAAGCUGACUACAUCAUUCUCAUCCGUGAGGAUUGUGCCUACGAUGAGGAGGAUGAGGAACCCUGCACCUGUGGUGAACAUGAACUCGUUCGCCUUUGCUGCGAAGAGGGAUGCCAAUGUCCCGGAUACACGGACGACUGCCGCACGCCUCAGAGUCCCAAGUAUGCUCCACCCAUGGAAUUUGUGGAUCAAGCUACCCUCAGUCCGCCUGAGGGUUACAAAGACGGCGGUGGCGGAGCCCUUACUAAUGCCCUUGGUGGUGCUCUGGGUGGUCAUGUAUUUGGUGCCCAGCACAUCCAGCAGUUGCAGGUGAUCCAGAAGCUCCAGCAGCAGCGGGCUGCAAUGCUGGCUGCCCGUGGUCAGACAACUACGCCCCAGCAAGGUGAUGCAUCCAUACAGCAACCGGUGUGUAUGGAAUGUGCUGAAUGUGCUGAGUGUGCCGCCAAACAGAUGCAAGAAGAAUGCGAGUCACCUUGUUCUGACGAAACUGGAACACUUGAAAUGCCACAUGUGGCAAUUGUUCCUAUUAAGACAACCUCUCCUGAAAGGCGAGUGACUCAAAAGGAGAUUAUUGCUGGAGAGGAAAGACCCAAGUACUUGGCUAUCAAACAACAAUUAGAAGCAACGGCUCAAGGAUCUCACGGCAGUGUAGGAGGCAUCCCAACGACAGGGAUUCAUCAAGCAGCAACAGCAGCAGCUGCAGCAGCAGGGGUGACAGGAAAUGCAGCUGAUCCUGGUGAUAGAUUGAAUGACGCCACAUCUAUUUCGGGCAUACUCAAGGGUGGAAAACUUUGGAAGAGCGAACAGACACAGUGUGACGAUGCAACGAAUAUCACAUCAGAUGAGGAAGGGAAUGUAAAGCGUUCCGUACGAUUUACGGAGAAUAUCAAGGAUACGGAGAGGGAGGUAUGCGAUGGUGAGGUGCAGUCGGGUGAAAAUGCCGAAGAGGAUCAGCGACCGGCAGAGAUAAUGUUGCUUAAAAAACAAUCUAGCCUCUUUCAUAAUGCACUUCGUCCCAAUUCGGCAUUGCGCCAGCUUUUCCCAGCCGUCUCGACGGCAUCCACCGCCGCUCCACCGCUCACUCAUGAAGCCCUCCGGGCAUUCGAUGAGUCAAAGAGGGGUCCUACGCUCUCUACAAUUGGAGGAGGAGGUUUGGGUGUCAGCAGUGACUCCGAGACAGAUACCAUUCGACGAACAAUUGAGCGCAAUGCACUGAGGCGCUCACUCAUUAAGUAUGAACCAAAGAAGAAGCCCGUUCGGCCAGACACAUCGCUCGAGGAGAGAAUCAGACAGCUCACCUGUGAUAUCGACGACCCGCCAACUGAGGGAAAUGCUAAAGAUCCAAGGAAUGACCUCGAGCGCCGAGAUAGUCCGGCCGGUGAGGAGAACCCACAGCAAUCUAAAUAUGUUCCGGAUAAGAGUUUUUCACCCAGUUCCUCAGCCAGUAGCUCCUCCAGUGGCUCUACAUCGGCCUACCGCAAAAUCACGGACAUCUUUCAUAGGGAUAGGCGCCAGGAGCGCAUCCCGGAGGCAGAUGAAAAUCCCAUUGUGAUUAUUCCUCAGGAUUGCCGAUGUCCUGCUGCUCCGGAUUUGGGAAUGGGUGUACAGAUGCCACAAACACAUACGCAAAUUCAUCAAACUCCACCACGUCAGAACGAAUCCAGACGUCAAUUCCUGUCAACAUUGGCUCCUCUGACAGCCUGUGUGGCUGGUCAGAGAGAUGAUUUCUCCUACUAUACCCUCAGUGCUGGUGAUCGUGCUUCUACAGCCAGUUCCCAAUGCUCAGAAUACAGUUUGGGUGACAUCGAAGCCGUUCUGCAUGAUGAUGAGGUGAAGCAAGUUGCACCAGAUGUAAUUGCUGGAACUCCUGGUCAGGAAUCUGAUGAAUUAGCGGCAUUUGCACAGCAAGAAGCCUCGCGUACAGAUCGAAUCAAAAAGCGGUACAGUGGCACUGAGACCACCACGACAAAUACUCAUUCGGCUGUUGCAUCGGACGAUGAUGAUGAACAGAAUGAUUAUGGAUUCAACAAGAGACCAUCAGUUAGGGGCAUAAAACCCAAAUUUGGCACAACUAAUGAAAUUUUACAGCAAAUGCAAGCUCAAUUGGCACAACCUGGUCCUAUUCAGACAACUCAAGUCGUUCAGCAGACGCAUACAACUAUCCAACAACCUCCACCUCCGCACAUGAUCCAGAAAAUGCAUCCGGCUAAUGCCAUCAUCCAUACUGUGACAUCACAGCAACAACAACUGACUACAACUACUGGAUCAAAUACCCAAUGGCCCUACUUCACUUCUUCAGAAUCCCAGCAGGCUCCACAGCAGCAGCAGCUGCAGAGGAGCCAGAGCACAGGAGGAUCAUCCACAGAAGUUGUUCCUACGAACAGCAACUACUUCAAUCACCUUCCUGCUGUUCAUGGACGACACAGCUUCCAUGGACAUCAGGAAGCUACAAUCUAUCAAAAUUGCCAUAGUGUUGUGGAGCAGCAGCAAUACGGGCGCUUCGCCAGAAGUCCCACACGUCGCCCAGAAUCUCCACCGCCAUUGAGGAAUUACCAUCAAACAAUGGUGCUUAUACCCUACAACAAUACCGAAUCCUUUGCCAGAUACGCAACGAGUAAUGAACAAAUUCCUGGGCAACAAUUCAGGCGUCUCGAAUAUCAACAGGUGACGCAGCAGACAAUUCGCGUUCCCAUGGGAUACCCACUCCCGGGGAUGCAGUUGCAUGUGGUGGCAGGACGAGGUGGUGCUGCCCACGCUAACUAUGCUGCCUUCCCACGCCCACGACGUCCGGGAAAUUACGCUUAUGUGACGCCAGGGGCCCAGGAGAAGGAUACCACAGGCGGUGCCGUGAAGUACAUCGAGCGCGGUGCUCCCGAGGGGGCGGCAAGCGUGCCACCCGGUGACGUGAGUGCCGGCAAUGGUGCACUCAUGUCACCGGUCUCGGGGGCGCCACACACAACCUCCACGGGUGCAGCGCAAACAACAACGUCAGGAGUCACCACCACGUCAGCCGCUGCGACGGGUGCCGUCUUCUAUGCCAUGAACGUUUGACCCGGGGAUUAGGUUAGUGUUAGGAUAAGUGUCGAGACCACACGUGUGGCCACAAGCGAAUGGGAAUUGCAACCGGCCAGUGGCUGCGACUGACGUUGCAGACACUGUGAACUGGGCGAUUUCGCACAAAUUACCAUGUCAUUGGUCUUUUUUUUCCCACUUCACACCUACAAAGUGGUCCAGCCUAGGUGCUUCAAAUUACAAAUCUCUCAUUUCAAUUCCUUUACCAAAUUUUUCUGUUUAUUUUCUUUCAAUAAUUCUUGAAAAUGAUAAUUGUGUAAAAUUUUAUUUUUGAAGCACUUAGAUUAAGCCAUUCGGUGUAUCUUUUAUUCAUCACAUCGCUUAUCAAUGAAAGCACCACUUUGACAAAUUUUAAAAUAUGCGAACGGAUAUUCUGCUUUGAGUGCUCUAAAAUGAGGGUGAUUUUUUUCAUUCAAUGGAAACAGAAAUGUUUGGGGUUGCUUGUUUUGCGAUGAGCCAAUAAUGAUAAAUUGAAUGAUUCAUUGAUGAACCCCAUACUCUUUCUAAAUUAUGAAUGCCGCUUUUAUUUCAAAAUGGAAAUUUUUCCUCUCAUAAAUCAGUAUACUUUCCAGCAUGUGAAUUGAACUGUUUUAAAUUGAAGCACUUUUAAUUGCUCGAACUCUUAGGAAGAAAUUACAUUUGAUUUUGAAGAUAGCUUUUUACUUAAGAUGUAGGUCUCCCAUUUUCUAAUCAUUUUGGCAUAAUUUUGCAAAUAUUUCCGAGAAAGAAAAUCCAUGCGGGUGUUUGUUGACCUAAAUCCAAGAAAAAAAUCAUUUUCAUCUAAUGAAUUUGAAAGAUUUUUUUUUACUAUUUCUACCAUAGGAAAACAUACUUUAUAGAAUAUCUCAGAAACAUACUUUAUGGAAUAUCUCAAAAACUAUUUCUAGUUCCUGUUUCUUCAUUUAUAGAUAUUCUUUGGAGACAGUCCAAAUUUAAGAAAGGUUUGCGAGGCAGUUUCAUAAAAAAGUUAGAUUAAACUUUGCAAAUAUUAAACAGAAUCAAAGAUUUAUGUCCUUUAUUCUGUGAGUCACAAUUGGGUAUAGACGCAAAGAAAUCUGAAUUUCAUGAAUCUUUUAUGAGAAAGACAAUUUGUCUUUAAAGUCAGAGUGAAAAGUUCCCCGUGUAGGGCAAUUUCGCGUAAAGAUAAGACAGUUAUAUUAAUAUCGAACAAUUAAUAUCGAAAAUUAAUGUUUAUUUAAACAAUAUAAUGGGUUAAAUAUAUUAUUUUAUGAGGCCUCAAUUUGACCUUUAAAGACAAAAAUAUCAUACAGCAAAGUUUUAUUACACAAUUUUAGUAUGGGAGGGUAAGGUAGUCCAUAUUAGCAUAAUUUUUAUACGUUCUCUUUAUAUGACCAUGAACUACAUUCGAUCUAAAAUUAUAACAUGUCUGUUUUAUCUAUGAAUUGACUAUCUAAAAAUAUUAAUUAAUAAUAGUCUAGUCUCUAAUAUUUACUGUGGUUUUACGGGUUUUACUAAUACUUUACUGAAAAUUUAAUGUUUUGUUUUUGUACGCAAUUUUUUGCUCGGUUUUACUAAUUUUAUUCUCAAAUGAAAUCUAUUUAAAACGUGAAUUUCUUUUGUUUUUCGUAAGAGAUUUACACUAAAUUAUCAUAGAAUUAUCAACAAUUGAUGAUAAGCCAACUAAUAUUUAAUAUAAAUAUGAAAAUUUCUUAGGAUAACUAAAAGAAAAUUCACAAUAUUCGAAGGCAUAAACGUUCGAAGGGAGAGUACUUUGCCCUACGUUUUUCAGAACGUUUUUUUUUCACAACAUAGGAUUUUCAAGAUUUAUCAUCUUGAAAAUCAUAUAGGUAUAAUUAUUUUAAAUUAUUCUAAAAAAUAAUUUUUACAAACACAAUGUCAUUUUGUAGAUUAUCAAAAAAUAUCAAGAAUAACUUUUUUUUAAUUUCCCUUUUUUCCUUCACCAAUAAAAAAAACUUCCGUUUGUAUGAAAAUACUUUAAAGAAAUUAAUUCAAACGACUAUUCGACACUUUUUAUGAAAAUAGCAUCUUUAUGAGCUUUCCAAAUAAAAGGUAUGAGCUCUCUUUUCUUUCAACGAUAAUUACUAAAACUUUCACACAAUGAAGUGUCCCUCACAUAAAUAAAGUUUACUAGAAAAUUAUUUCAAUUAUUUAAAUAAUAAAAUAGCAAUGGUUCAGAAAUUAUUGCAAGACAGACUUUAUAGAAAGUUUUCUUUAAAAAUAUUUAAUUAAUAAAAUGUUUAAGUCAAAACAAAAAAGAAGAAAA
This is a messenger RNA of Phlebotomus papatasi, 8120 nucleotides long. RefSeq lists its product as uncharacterized. The transcript has 9 exons. The record is from RefSeq and is a predicted model, not a curated record. NCBI's taxonomy places the organism in Eukaryota, Metazoa, Arthropoda, Insecta, Diptera, Psychodidae. Bases 194 to 5854 code for a protein of 1886 amino acids.